Messenger RNA from Caretta caretta (loggerhead turtle), 684 nucleotides. The record is from RefSeq and is a predicted model, not a curated record. Lineage: Eukaryota; Metazoa; Chordata; Testudines; Cheloniidae.
CAUAGAAGAUAUUGUAUCAGGCAAGCCAGCUCAGGGUAAGCUCCCCUCCCUCUAGCUCUGGCUGGUGGGGACAGUUCAAAGGGACAGUAUGAACCCCUUUCCUCUGGGUUGCUUAGGGAGUGGGGGAUACCGGGUUGGAUGGGCCCCUGGAUACCAGUCUAGACUCCCAAGUGCCUGCACUGAGGGGAAUCCCCUCUAGGGGGCUGUCUCCAUAAUGCGUUCAGCCCCCAGACACUGUGGGGCAAGGGGGUUCCAGGCCGUUGUUGGGAUCCAGCAAACUCAUCUCACCCACACGCCACCCCCUGCUGUGGGUUGUUGGCAGUGGUGAGGUUCUCCUCCCUGGGGCGGGUGGGGGCUGGUGUCCUGCUGCCUGGCUGGAGUCUCACAGACAUCUCUAUCUGUCCCCACACAGAGGGACACAUGAAGCCGGAGGAUGAUGAAGCCUUCCUGGAUCAGUUCAUCAAGCACAUGGAUGGCAGCGAGAGGGAGAAGCAGCUGCUCUUCACCUACCUGCAGCUGAUGGCAUCAGUUGAGCACCUCCAGCAGCAGUUCCGCUCCCAGGCCGCCACCACUGACAAGAUUGUCGACAGCUUCUUCGAGGUGGGGGAUACUGGCACCUGGCGCAGGGAAAGGCUGAAUGGACCCAGGGCAGGGUAUACCAGGCUGGAUGGGCCCAUGCGCUGA